AUGCAGGUAAUUGACAUGUUUGCUCUGUUAAGGGAUCAGCGCGUUACACCAGUCGUUCACCUGGAGGCAUUGUGCGCACUUGAUGGAAUCAGGAUCGAACCCGGUGCUGAUCCAAGAGAGUUGCUUUGCUUCUACAGAAUGGCCCUCAUGCGUUGGGAACGUAUCGGAAGCGAUACGGGAAAAGGCGGGGAGGAAGAUGUAAUGUCGCUCUCCACAACGAUUCUUGAUUCCUUGAGCCCCCCCGCAUCCGCAGUAACUUCACGUGGCCAUCCUCAGAUGUUGAUGCCGAGUUUGAUUGUGUGCAGCAGCGACGGGACCGGCACCCUCGCUGAUCACCGAAUGCUGGCGAGGCUGAAGGCCCAGAUACUCAUUGGGCGCACCAUCCUUGAUCGUGUAGUGUCAUUCCGUAAAUAA
Messenger RNA from Trypanosoma brucei brucei TREU927, 414 nucleotides. RefSeq lists its product as hypothetical. NCBI's taxonomy places the organism in Eukaryota, Euglenozoa, Kinetoplastea, Trypanosomatida, Trypanosomatidae. The record is from RefSeq and is a predicted model, not a curated record. Bases 1 to 414 code for a protein of 137 amino acids. The transcript has a single exon.